AUGGGACAGCUCAUGGUGACGCUCGUCCAGGCGCUGGCGGCCGAGGACUUUGCCGUCGUGGGUCGCCAGGCUGCCGGUCUCUACCUCAAGAACGUGCUGGACGCCAAGGACGACGCGCUGCAGCAGCAGAAAAUCAACGCGUGGAUGGCCAUUGACCCGGCUCUGCGCACGCUGAUCAAAGAUGGAUCGCUUGGUGUGUUGCAGUCGAGCGACCCCGUGGCACGCCACACGAGCGCGCAGCUAGUGGCCAAGAUUGGUAGCAUCGAGCUGCCUGCCAAGCAAUGGCCGGCGCUGCUCGAGUCGCUACUGCAGAACGUGACGAACAGCAGCGAGGGCUGCAUCCACGCCACGCUCGAGUGUCUCGGCUACUUGUGCGACGAGCUGGAAGAAAAUACCAUCGACGAGCAGGAUACUAACCGAAUCCUUACGGCUAUUGUGGAUGGCAUUCGUGCCGAUCGACCGCCGGCUAUUCGCCUUGCAGCGGUCACGGCCUUGCGGAACAGUCUGGAGUUCGUGAGUGAGAACUUCAAGCGGAAGCAAGAGCGCGAUCACCUGAUGCAGAAAAUCUGCGAAGCCACGCAGUCUUCGGAUUUGCGCACCCGUGUGGUAGCCUACGAGUGCAUUGCUGCCAUUGUGACAAUGUACUACGAAUACCUGGCAGAGUACAUGGAGACUCUGUGCAAGCUGACGUUCAACGCUAUUACGAGCGACCAGGACGAAGUGGGCCUGCAGUCGCUUGAAUUUUGGUCAUCUAUGUGCGAUGUGGAACUCGACUUGAUUGAGGAAAUGAACUAUGCAGAGCUUGAGGGCCGCACCGAUUUUAUUCCCUGCAACUAUUAUGUGCAGACAGUGCUAAACACGCUCAUCCCUCUGCUGACCGAAACGUUGAAGAAGCAGGAGGAUGAUCAGGAUGAAGACUCGUGGAAUCUCUCAAUGGCUGCCGCGACGUGCCUUGCACUGGUGGCCCAGGUGGUUGGUGACGCUUGUGUGGACCUUACCAUGACGUUUAUUACGCAGAAUAUCGAGAGUAACGAAUGGCGGCCGAAGGAGGCCGCUAUCAUGGCUUUUGGCUCGAUUUUGGACGGCCCCGAAUCGGCCAAAAUUGCUCCGCUUGUGCGUCAGGCGCUCGGCUUCCUGAUGAGCUGCAUAAAACUGACUUGCAGUCGAACUAAGCACGUGUUGACUCGGACUUUUGAUUCCAUUCUGCUCGUGUUUGCCUUCAGCAAACACUGCUGCGUUGAGUCAAUGGGGUCAAAUUGCGUGUGA
Peronospora matthiolae is the source of this 1266-nucleotide messenger RNA. The record is from the annotation of a GenBank genome assembly. Lineage: Eukaryota; Oomycota; Peronosporomycetes; Peronosporales; Peronosporaceae.